UAUACUUUAUUUUUCGUUUGUAUUUCCUUCGAAUAUUCCCAAAAACACACACUGCAUCUAUAUUCAAAAUCAUUGGAUGACAAAUAAGAAUAACAAAAAUAAUUUCCAAUAAUAUUUUCCUGAAAUGUCUACCACUCUAGUGGGGUUUUUUCGAUGCGUUAUGUUGGUCUAGAUUUAAAAAAAAAAAGAAAGAUAAAUCCGCUUCUGUUGGAUUGAAAUUUGACUUGGUUGUUUCUCGUUUACGUAUAUUAUACCUGGAUUAUAGAAAAUUUUGUUCUUUCUAAAUGGUUCUUGAUUGGCAUAAAUCAGUGCUUGUCUCUUAAGUAUGGCAUUUUUUGUCUUUUGGCCUAAUAUUAUAUUCGCAUGGGUCGUACGGUUCAAGGUUGAGAUCUCGGGGUUCGGCAUAAGACGCUAUAUAUUAUUUGUAAUGAUCCAUGGAUUGGUUAUUCUCGUCGAGGAUCUGAAUGGUUCUUCUUAGAUAAGCGAAAGGAACGAAAAACGUUACCUGCACUACACGCAUUCUCUUGCCAUGUUUACGAGAAAAGAGAAACGCUUUCUGUUGAGAAAUGAGUUCGGUGUGAUUUGAGAAACAUUACGGAUGUUUCUCAUGUGGAACAUGAAUUUUCUUCAACUGGAUCCUGGAAAUAACAUUCGCCCAUUUUUGUCCAUAGGUUUGGUCCACAAGGUAGAGUGCUGUCCGAGAGGGUGAGUUCCUACAGGAGUUUCACGCUCCUAAGUUGCCCUCAUCGGUCUUAACCAGCUUUUUUCUACCGGAACUGGAGUAACCGAUCCAGAGUCCAAUAUAUAAUCUCCCCAGGGUCACUAUAGUCCGGACGACACGCUGAAGAAAUCAGAGAUUUCUCAUGGAUUUUGUCAUCUAAUCUCAUGAAGAGGAGAGGAUUUUCCAAGUUUAAAGAGAUAUGGAGAAUGGUACAAGCAGCGGCAGCAGUAGCCGAAGUGAGACCUAUGAGGCAAUCAAGAACGGGUCAUGGUUUAGCCAGUUUCUCAACGGCUGCAAUCCCUGGAUGGCUAGAUAUGUAUACAGUCUGAUUUUUCUCGUGGCGAAUCUGCUAGCUUGGGCCAUUCGCGAUUAUGGCAGAGCUGCCUUGACAGUACUGAGAAAACUAAAGAUUUGUAAAGGCGAGCAAAACUGCAUAGGGGCUGAAGGAGUCCUGCGGAUGAGCUUGGGAUGUUUUCUGUUCUAUUUCAGUAUGUAUCUUUCGACUGUUGGUACCAAAAAGGUCCAUUCAUCAAGAGACCGAUGGCAUUCUGGGUGGUGGUCUGCUAAGCUUGUAAUGUGGUUUGGCUUAACCAUCAUACCCUUCUCGAUGCCUUCUUCAAUUAUCCAGCUAUAUGGGGAAAUUGCACAUUUUGGUGCAGGGGUCUUUCUCCUGGUACAGCUAAUAAGUGUCAUCAGUUUCAUCUGUUGGCUCAAUGAAUUUUGCCAAAGCAAAAAAGAUGCAGAAAGAUGCCAUGUACAUGUGAUGCUGCUAGCAACAACUGCAUACAUUAUAUGUAUCGUAGGAAUCAUCCUGAUGUACAUUUGGUAUGCCCCUGACUCGUCCUGCCUUCUUAAUAUUUUCUUCAUCACGUGGACUUUGUUCCUCAUCCAAUUCAUGACAAGCGUUUCUCUCCAUCCCAAGGUGAAUGCUGGAUACUUGACUCCUGCUAUAAUGGGACUCUAUGUCGUGUUUAUCUGCUGGUGCGCCAUUAGAAGCGAGCCAGCGGGAGAAAGUUGCAACAGAAAAGCAGAAGCUUCGGAAAGAACAGACUGGCUUUCCAUCAUUAGUUUCGUGGUCGCUCUAUUAGCAAUGGUUAUUGCGACAUUUUCAACGGGAAUAGACUCUCAAUGUUUCCAGUUCUGCAGGAAAGAAGAUAAUCAAGACGAAGAGGCUCUUCCAUAUGGAUACGGAUUCUUCCAUUUGGUAUUCGCCACAGGAGCAAUGUACUUCGCCAUGCUUCUCAUUGGAUGGAACACUCAUCACCCUAUGAAGAAGUGGACGAUCGAUGUGGGAUGGACAAGCACUUGGGUAAGGGUGGUGAACGAGUGGCUCGCGGUUUGUAUUUACAUUUGGAUGUUGGUGGCUCCAUUAGUUUUGAAGAGCAGACAACCAACGGGAGGGACAUGACAUGACGGGGAGAGCGAGAGAGAAAGGGGAUUGCCUCUCUGAUGAGAGAGAUACAUCCACAUUUGGUUCCUCGCAGGACAAAAAUGGAACGCAGUUUUGAAAACAUUCCGACGAAACUCCGGUGAAAAAAUGGAGAAAGCUCCGGCGAAGAUUGCGAAAGUAACAAACGUUCACAUGUGGGGGAGACGUGUCUGAUUCUCCAAAAAUCUUACAAUUACAAGUAGGAUAUUGUUAGAAAUAGAAAUAGAAAUAGAAAUAGGGGGAAUCAAAUAUUUGUACGACAUAUUUGUACAGAUGGUUUAAUGAAAGGUGGUGGUGGGUGUAAUUAAUUAAAUAAUUAAUUUGAA
Messenger RNA from Tarenaya hassleriana, 2476 nucleotides. Its product is annotated as probable serine incorporator. Bases 921 to 2129 code for a protein of 402 amino acids. NCBI's taxonomy places the organism in Eukaryota, Viridiplantae, Streptophyta, Magnoliopsida, Brassicales, Cleomaceae. The transcript has 13 exons. The record is from RefSeq and is a predicted model, not a curated record. Gene Ontology annotation, cellular component: membrane.